Messenger RNA from Protopolystoma xenopodis, 582 nucleotides. The record is from the annotation of a GenBank genome assembly. NCBI's taxonomy places the organism in Eukaryota, Metazoa, Platyhelminthes, Monogenea, Polystomatidea, Polystomatidae.
AUGCCUAGUCUGUUCUCGUUCGGGCGUAGUGAGCCAGCUCAGCCGGUUUCGAAUCCUGCAACAACUCCCUUACCUAAUCCCGUUGAAAGUGGUAAUGGGCAGGCAAGAGAGCGGACGAUAUUUAUGCCGAUCGAUAGCAGCGAGCACUGUAAUCGAGCCUUCCACUGGUACUUGGACAAUGUGAAACGAACGGGCGACAAGCUAUGCUUCGUGCAUGUUGUAGAGCCGGCCUUCACAGGAGCCAGCGCAGUGGCCCUCUCAAUGGAAGCAUUGCCAAUGCUAAUAGGAGACACCAGACUGUCAGUGGAAGAUGGCAUCGGACAGGGCAGAUCAGUACUCAAAAACUUUAUGGCCGAAGCGAAAUCUCACCAAGUGAACACGAAUGCCAUGGUCUACGUGAACAACCGUCCAGGCUUUACGAUUGUAGACUGCGCCAAAGAGAACAACGCUGACCUCAUUGUGAUGGGCAACCGCGGCCUAGGCACGAUGAGUCGAACGUUCCUAGGCAGCGUCUCCGACUACGUUUUGCACCAUGCGAAUAUACCCGUCUUAAUUGUGCCGCCAAAGCAGAAUAAAAAGUGA